This is a messenger RNA of Recurvomyces mirabilis, 432 nucleotides long. RefSeq lists its product as uncharacterized. NCBI's taxonomy places the organism in Eukaryota, Fungi, Ascomycota, Dothideomycetes, Mycosphaerellales, Teratosphaeriaceae. The record is from RefSeq and is a predicted model, not a curated record. The transcript has 2 exons. The coding region runs from base 1 to 432 and encodes 143 amino acids. Gene Ontology annotation, cellular component: EMC complex. Gene Ontology annotation, biological process: protein folding in endoplasmic reticulum.
AUGGCUGCACUAGCGACUGCUGUCAAUAUAUUGGGCAUGCUCUUCCUCGCCCAUGCUGUCUACAGCGCAUACGAGCACUCUCUCCUCCCUUCAUCUUCGACACCAACGGCCGCGAGCUACAUACUCCCUCAAGCACUAGAUCCGAAAGUCAACCUCCCACUCGACAUCACACUCGAAACACUCUUCUCGGUCUUCCUACUAUGCGCAGGCGUGGUCCUAAGCAGUCCAGAACUGAAACCCAUACAAUGGAACGUAUGGGCUGGUAGGCUUGAGAGGAGCAAGGAGGCGAGGGAAAUUAAGGAGGUGGGUGUGGGUGGUGGCAAUCCUUAUGCUGGGUUGGAGGAGAGGGCAGGCUUCUUGGAUAUUCGGGCUGCGAGCAGAGGGUUUGAGGAGUGGAGGCAGCAGCAGGAUGGUGGGAAGAUUGAGUCGUGA